CUCUUGCCCCUGACCGCGAUUGGCUGGAACCGCGGGGUUCUCCAGUCCCGGCCUCAGAGGCGCGGACGAGGCCUGCGACGGCGGUGCGAGUCAGUAUGCUGAGACGGUGAACAUGGACUUUUCUCGACUGCACACAUAUACCCCACCCCAGUGUGUGCCGGAGAACACCGGCUAUACCUAUGCACUCAGGCCCCGUCAUCUCUGCCCAGGGACGCAUUCUGUCUCUGUGAGGAGCUCUCGAGUGUCAUAACAGACUGAUUGGCCAGCUCAAGUGAAGUUGCUCCCUGUUCCUGCUGUGGAGCAUAAAAACAGUUAUUCUUGGAUUGAACCAAGGCUUUGCACUGAGCUACACUUGGAGAUCUUUUAUAUUUUUACAUUUUGAGACAGUCUUUUCUAAAUUGCCUAGACUGGACUCAAACUUGUAAUCCUCCUACCUCAGCUACCUGCAGUGCUGUGAUUAAGAAGUGACUUCGUUACAUGCACAUUCACAGUGGUUUGUUCAAGUUACUCAUCUGAUGCUCUGGAUUUUGAGAUUGAGCACAGAUUGGAUCCUGUAUUUGAUUCUCCAAGGAUGUCUCGUCGUAGCUUGCGCCUGGUCACGGCAGCAUAUAGCUCUGGGGACAGCCAGGCUAUGGAUACACACUCCUGUGCCAGCAGCACGGCCUCCCUGAGGGAUAGAGCCUCCAAAACAGUAAAACAGCGCAGAAGUACAAGCAAGCAGGCCUCUUUCAGCGUCAACCACCUAUCAGGGAAGGCUACAUCCUCCAGCAUCAGCCAGGGCAGCUCUGGCAACCUGCAGGGUGCUGUGCCACUGAGGCCACCUGUGCUGGAUGAGACUCUGAUUCGUGAGCAGACCAAAGUGGACCACUUCUGGGGUCUUGAUGAUGAUGGCGAUCUUAAAGGUGUAAAUAAAGCUGCCACUCAGGGAAAUGGCGACCUGGCAGCAGACACAGCAGCCCACAAUGGGUACACCUGCAGAGAUUGCAGCAUGCUCUCAGAGCGCACAGAUAUGCUCACAGCCCACCCUGCUGCCCACGGGCCUGCAUCGAAGAUUUAUUCCAGGGAUAGGAAUCUGAAACGCGGUGUGUCUUUCUACUUGGAUAGGACUUUGUGGCUGGCCAGAUAUACUUCAUCAUCUUUUUCAUCAUUCUUAGUUCAACUUUUUCAAGUGGUUUUAAUGAAGCUCUAUUGUGAAUCAAACAAUUACAAAUUGAAAAGUUAUGAAUCAAAAGAUUGUGAAUCAGAAAGCUAUAAAUCAAAAAGCCGUGAAUCAAAAGCUCAUCGCAGUUACUGUGGGAGAAUGACUGUCACAGAGCUUCCCAGGGAGGACCCCGAUCGUCCCAGUGUACACGGGGAGUUGCUGUGCGAUGACUGUAAGGGGAAGAAGCACCUCGAGACACAUACAGCCGCCCGCUGGCAACCAUCCAAGCUACACAGGGUGGUGGGGGCCAUGGGGCACCUCUGCACCCGUGCAGGUUACUUCCUCAUGCAGACGCUGGGAAGGGUGAGAGCUGCUGGAUGGCUUGUGUCCAAGACGGUGUGGUCAGUCCUUUGGUUGGCCAUUGUUGCUCCAGGGAAGGUGGCCUCUGGAGUGUUCUCGUGGCUGGGGAUUGGAUGGUACCAGUUUGUUACUCUGAUCUCUUGGCUGAAUGUGUUUCUUCUUACAAGGUGCCUUCGAAAUAUUUGCAAGUUUUUAAUUUUGCUCAUCCCACUAUUACUCUUAGUAGGUGUAGGCCUCUCUCUGUGGGGUCAGAGUGAUUUCUUUUCCUUCCUACCUGUGUUGAACUGGACAGACGUGCGCACAGUAGAGAGGGUAGAGGACCCCAAGGACACAUUCAGACCUGGGUCUUCUCAACUGCAGGAUAAGGAAGAGGCUUCCUGGUGGCUGCAAGAGAAUGAUGGGAGGCAGCAGGUGACUUCUUUUUCUGCUCAGUGCCACAACCACGAGGAGAAGCUCGGGGAGCUGACGGUCUUACUUCAGAAACUGCAAGCGCGGGUGGACCAGAUAGAUGAUGGCAGGGAAGGGCUGUCACUGCAGGUGAAGGAUGUGGUUGGACAGCACCUGCAGGAGAUGAAUGCUGCUGGGCUCUUGAGCACCAAGACUGACAUUAUGACUUUCCAUCAUGAACAUGAAGUACGCCUCUCAAAGUUGGAAGAUAUUUUUAGAAAACUAACAGAAAAAUCUGAGGCUAUCCACAAGGAGUUAGAACAGACCAAGCUAAGAACAAUCAGUGGGGCCGAGGAGCAGCUCCUGCCUCGUGUGGAGCGCCUGGAGGAGGAGUUGAGCCUCUUGCGAUCACAGUUGUCAGACUGGCAGCAGCUGAAGGCCAGCUGUGAGCAGGUGGAUGCCCAGGUCAAAGAAACCCCCAGGCUCAUGUUCACUGAGGACCAGCAAGGCAGUUCCCUUGAGUGGCUGAUACAGAGGCUGUCUUCACAUUAUGUGAGCAGAGAUGACCUGCAGACCUUGCUACGGGACCUCGAGCUACAGGUGCUGAAGAACAUCACCCACCACCUGGUAGUGACAGGCCAGAAGCCAACGUCUGAAACAGUGGUGUCUGCUGUGAGUGAGGCAGGGAUUUCUGGAAUCACAGAAGAGCAAGCUCGUGUCAUUGUGAACAAUGCUUUGAAGCUGUAUUCCCAGGACAAGACCGGGAUGGUGGACUUUGCCCUGGAAUCUGGUGGUGGCAGCAUCCUGAGUACUCGCUGCUCAGAGACAUAUGAAACUAAGACAGCGUUGCUGAGUCUGUUUGGGAUCCCACUGUGGUAUUUUUCUCAGUCACCCCGUGUAGUGAUCCAGCCUGACAUUUAUCCAGGUAACUGCUGGGCAUUUAAAGGCUCCCAGGGGUACCUGGUGGUACGGCUGUCCAUGAAGAUCCACCUAACCAUGUUUACCAUGGAGCACAUACCAAAGACACUGUCACCAAUGGGCAACAUCUCCAGUGCCCCCAAGGACUUUGCCGUCUAUGGAUUAGAAAAUGAGUAUCAAGAAGAAGGGCAGCCCCUGGGACAGUUCACAUACGACCAGGAAGGGGAGUCAUUACAGAUGUUCCCGGCUCUGGAAAUACCUGACAGAGCUUUCCAGAUAGUGGAGCUUCGGAUCCUAUCCAACUGGGGACACCUGGAGUACACUUGUCUCUACCGGUUCCGAGUCCACGGCCAGCCCGCCCAUUAGAGAAGCACUCCCUAGUUUGUACAGUUUGUAAAUACCAGUACCCCAAGACACUGGAACCCUUCGAGGAUGAAGGCAUGCGCAGAGCAGAGGGACGCACCAGCCCUAUAAUAAAUGUGGCAUGGAAGCCGGGGGUAUUGACUGACAUCUUCAUUGAAGCCCCAUCUACAUAGAGUUGGCAUGUGGGUCUCUGGAAGCCCAUUUGAAUGUGUGGUUCUCAGACACUCAUUUGUUUGGGGGAUUUGUUCUUGAACAUAAAGCUCCUUAUAUUUGUAUUUCCUGACAUCUGUAGUAGAGCAGAUGGAAUCGGGAGGUUUGAUGUGUUCUUGAAGCUCUGAGGUGGGGCCUUUCACUAGUUCUAACAGGACCUCGGGAGGGUAGACCUACUCCAUCUGUUAAGGCCACUCACAUUUCUUUCAGGGAAAACUGUCACCUAGCUUUCAGUGGGAACUCCUUCCCUUGGCCCAUCUCUAGGUCCCUGGUGCCUAGGUGGAGGGCGGAGGUGCACUGCGGGCCUAAUUCGAGCAGAAUUAGGCUUCACUGUGCAGACGCCUUGGAGGGAGGGUGUGUCUCCACUGAGGGUCAGUCUAAUGAGCACAUACCCUGGAUGUGAGGGUACAGUGUAAGCAGGAACCAGGACACUGGGCCCUCUGGUGUCCUGCUAACAGACAACACUAAGGUGCCGACCCUCUGCGGCUGCUUCUGCUCCACGCGGUCGCCAGGGAGCUGUCGUCCCUGCAGCAACACUUGUGCGGCUCUCAGGGUCUGCCUUCCAUCGCUGCUCCCAGCAUUCUCACUUGGUUAUAAUUAAUAUUUAAUAUUUAGACUUUUAUGAGCAGACUUUAUAAUUGAGAUACCUACAAGGCACUUAAAAGUAUUAGAGUUGUUUUACCUGAAUAAUUAUUUAAGUCUCAAUGGUCAAGACACUUGGCAUUCCAUCACUGCUGUACUUUCAGAAAAAUCAGUGGUGCUUCCUGGUUUGUGGGGCGCUUGUGUCUGUUGCACACAGUCCCGGUACCUCUGCCACAUGGGGCACUGCUCCUGGUCCUCUCAGGACUGAGGCUGAGGUGUGUGCUGUUUGGUCAGGGAGAAUGUAUACAGACAUUUCAUAUACUACAAAUUACAUAUGUAAGUUUCCUAUAUAAAACUAAAUUUGGGGGUUGGGUGGAGAUAUUUUGAAUAUUUAUUUUUAAAGAUGCAACAUAGGACUUUGUGCAAUGUAUUUUUGUAAAUGCUUUUCAAAAUAUUUGUCUUUGAUAGUGUUUUGUUUGCUGCCACCAAAUUGAUAAAUGCUAUUGAGAUGUUUAAAUAAAGAGUUUUAAUUUUUAAAA
Messenger RNA from Cavia porcellus (domestic guinea pig), 4500 nucleotides. RefSeq names its product Sad1 and UNC84 domain containing 1 (gene Sun1). Gene Ontology annotation, molecular function: protein-membrane adaptor activity. NCBI's taxonomy places the organism in Eukaryota, Metazoa, Chordata, Mammalia, Rodentia, Caviidae. The record is from RefSeq and is a predicted model, not a curated record. The transcript is spliced from 25 exons. The coding region runs from base 572 to 3172 and encodes 866 amino acids. Gene Ontology annotation, cellular component: nuclear envelope; meiotic nuclear membrane microtubule tethering complex.